Molecule: messenger RNA, 3084 nt
Organism: Setaria italica (foxtail millet)
Lineage: Eukaryota; Viridiplantae; Streptophyta; Magnoliopsida; Poales; Poaceae
Product: UDP-glycosyltransferase 91C1
Exons: 4
Coding region: 1438-2877 (479 amino acids)
Molecular function (GO): UDP-glycosyltransferase activity
Source: RefSeq, a predicted model, not a curated record
AGCGGGGCCAGGAGCAGGACGUGCAGGGAUCCAAUAAUUCCCUGCAUCGAUCCCCAUCGGGCUCUUUCGUUCUCUGCCAAGCCAGCAGCGACCAGCAAGUGCUCUUUCGUUCUAAUGCUGUUGCAUCCUUUAGCUUGGCUAAUGCUCAUGUGAUCAUGCAGAUAGUAGAAUCUUGAUGUUGGAAGCAGCAACUGUUUCUGAGGAGACCCUGUUGGGAGCAAAAAGAAACUGGUAUUCCGCAUACUGAUUUCUGAUGCAGAACUCUGAUUAGGGCCUUAUAUAUCAGUCCCUGUAUUCAGGGAGCAACUGCAGUUACCAAGAUUGGACCCGAACUUGUUAGCUGUGCGACGGGUAGUAAUACCGGGUCUUCAGUAGCUUUCCCCAAGCUUGAAAUGUUGGUCAUCGUGGAUAUGCCCAACUGGGAGGAGUGGACCUUUGGAAGAAGCAAUAGGUAAAGUAGGUAAGCAAGAGGGAGAAGAUAGUGCUUUUGUGAGGCAAGAAGGGGAAAUCCCACCUCCAAGGACACAACUCAUGUCACGUUUGAAAGAGUUGCAACUUGAUCGCUGCCCCAAACUGAGAGCUCUCCCAUGGCAGCUUGGGAAGGAGGCUACAAGCUUGACAGAGCUCCAAUUAAGAGAUGUGAGCAGCCUUUAAGGUGGUGGAGAACUUUCCUUUCCUCUCAAAGAUCCUUGUAAUCGUAAGUUGCGAAAGCCUAGAGAGUGUCUUGAACCUUCCCCGAGCGAGAGAUCUGCGGGUAACUCACUGUCCAAACUUAUGACAUGUCGAGGAAUUGGGUAAUUUGGAGCAGCUGUGGCUGGACGUGGGUAUGCAGGACAUCUCCUCGCUGUGGGUGCCCGAGCUUAAACAACAGCGCCAACAACUCCAUGGGGAAGACCUAGACAUCUACACUUAUGCACUCGACCUCGAGGUUGAGAGACGCAUGGUUAGGUGGCAGUAGAGACACAAGAUGGAAUAGUACUGAUCAUGAACCAUCACACAAUCACGUGAGCUGAUGUUGGAACACAACGAGAAGGAAUGACCAAUUGCAUGCUUGCCGUGACGCCCGGUCCAAUUUGGUUGAGGCUCAAUAGCGGUCCAAAGUGCAGGUGCGCAUAUUUAGUACCAUCUUGCUAGUUGAGAAAGGCUGGAGUCAACUUAUAAACCUUUGGACUCUAGCCACAGCAUUUUCAGGUUAAUCCUUUUUAUAUGAAGCAAAAGUAAGAAUGAAGGUGUGAACAGGAUGCUAUGUGUAUGUGUGCCCACCUCUCGAAAAGGGCUGUGCGAUGCGGCGUGGUGGCCCAUGCCGCCGUGGGCACGUUACUGCUGAUGCACUCGAUCGUCGCCGAGGCAGAGCAGAGGUAGAUAGGCGACACUGCAGUAGGGCUCCGAUCCAGGCGGCUAACCUCGACAGCGGCAUCCUCCGAUCCUCGCCUCGCCAUGGACGCUGCCGGGUCGUCGCGGUCCCCCUCGCGGCCGCUGCGCAUCGUGAUCUGCCCGUGGCUUGCGUUCGGCCACAUGCUCCCGUACCUGGAGCUCGCCGAGCGCCUGGCCUCGCGCGGCCACCACGUCUCCUUCGUCUCCACGCCGCGCAACCUCGCGCGCCUCCCGCCGCGGCGGCACGUCAUCGACCUCGUCGCGCUCUCGCUACCGCGCGUCGAGGGCCUCCCCGACGGCGCCGAGUCCACCAACGACGUCCCCAGCGACCGGCGCGAGCUGCUCUGGGAGGCCUUCGACGCCCUCGCCGCGCCGUUCGCGGAGUUCCUCGCCGCCGCGUGCGCCAUCGACGCUGACAACGGCAACAGCAAGCGGCCCGACUGGGUCCUCGCCGACACGUUCCACCACUGGGCCCCCGCCGCCGCCCGCGAGCACGGGGUGCCGUGCGCGAUGCUCUUGCCGUCCGCCGCCGUGAUCGCCGCCUUCGCCUGCGGGGCGCAGGGGCACGCGGAGCUCGCCGCCGACACCACCGUGGGCGGAGGGCGGCCGCCCGGCAUGCCGCGCUACGAGUGGGAAGGGGACGCGCCGCUCUUCGCCGUCCUUGCCGCGUCGGGCCUGAGCAUCGCCCGGCGCACCUCCCUGACGCUCGAGCGGUGCACGAUCGCGGCCAUCCGGAGCUGCCCGGAGUGGGAGCUCGACGCGUUCCCGCUGGCGGCGGCGCUCCUCGGCAAACCGCUCGUCCCGCUCGGCCUCCUGCCGCCGUCGCCCGACGGUGGCCGCGCCACCGACGCACACAGGGACGACGCCGCCGUGCGGUGGCUGGACGUGCAGCCGGACAAGUCCGUCGUGUACGUCGCGCUGGGGAGCGAGGUGCCGCUGCGCGUGGAGCUCGUGCACGAGCUGGCGCACGGGCUGGAGCUCGCCGGGACGCGCUUCCUCUGGGCUCUGAGGAAACCCAGAGGCGUCUCCGACGCCGACGUCCUCCCUGCCGGCUUCCUAGAGCGCACACACGGCCAUGGGCUGGUGACCAUGGGGUGGGUCCCUCAGAUCGCCAUACUGGCGCACGGCGCCGUGGGCGCGUUCUUGACGCACUGUGGCCGGAACUCGCUCAUCGAAGGGCUUCUGUACGGGCACCCUCUGAUCAUGCUACCGAUCUUCGGCGACCAAGGGCCGAAUGCGCGGCUCAUGGAGCGGAGGAAGGUAGGGUUGCAGGUGGAGAGGAACGAUGAUGAUGGAUCUUUUGACCGCCAUGGCAUCGCGAGCGCGGUCCGGGCUGUCAUGGUAGAGGAAGAUACCAAGAAGGUCUUUGUGGCAAAUGCGAUGAAGAUGCAAGAGAUUGUAGCCGAUAAGGAGCUCCACGAGAGGUACGUCGAUGAGUUUGUGCAGGAACUUAGAUCCUACAUCACUGAUGGCAACUCCUCUACUCCGGCUGAUGAGAUGUAGCAUUAGUUUUGCAGGAUUUUAUGUGUCUGUUUAAUUCGAUGCAGUUUUUAAACAUUGCUAGUGAUUGUUGCCGAUACACUGCAUCCGGUGCACAGUGCCAGUGGCGCUGUACCCACAAUGGCAAUGGCAACGAGGAUCAUAAGGCAUCUCUGUUCCUUGUUCCUCUUGCGCUUUUUUCUGAAUGAUAAUGAUGCGUGCCCUCUGGUC